ACGAGGACCAGUCGUCCCGGCCGACGUUCAGCGUGAGAGAGCUGCGAGCUAUACUGCACGAGAGGAACGAGCUCAAACUGAAGCUCAGCAAGGCUGAGGAGCAGCUGCAGGCGAUGCAAGCCGAGCCGCCGCAACCUGAUAGCGGCUCGGAUACGUCACCGUCUUUGACCAGCACAGCAACAGUAGAAGAGGAUGAGGCGCCCGUCCAGGGUCCUCUGCCUGCCGAGCCCGACGACGCGCCUUGGAAGAGGAACAGCGGCAUCAGGAAGUUGUUCCGCCUGGCGCUGUCGCGGGACCCCGGCCGGCGAUCGCCGCCGCCAAGGAUCUCUUUCGGCCCUUGGUACUGAUGGUGUCUUAGAGAACGCUUGGCCCGUUUUCGCAAGCUCUUUACUGAGUCUGAUAUCGCCGUGGGCUCCUUCCCGCGGCGGUCGUUGUCGACGCUCGCCAGCAAGAUGUCCGCGGGCGGUGGCGCCGCCGCCGGCCCCGCGUAGGCACUCCCUGCCGCCGCCCGCUGCGCCCUCCAAGCCGCGCCGCUACUCCGACCACCGCAAACCACAAGCCUCCAAACUAGACCUCCGACAAGAACUGCUCAACCUCAACGAUGAAGAAGUAACCAGCUGGCUCGGCGAUGUCGACGAGAGAGACGAAGUCUACUACGGUAGGUUCGAACACGAUAUACCUGUGCAGAAGUCUAUCUCCCUCGAUCGAGGCAUAGAAAUAUUCAACUACUUGCAAAACGUAGGGUCCGACUGGUCCGACAGCAGCGAUGCUUCCUCGUGGACUGUGUACUCGGAAAGGGAAAGAUUGAUCGAACAGGACAGGAGCUUCGAAGAUAUCCCGGCUUCUCAAAUGUUGAAAAGUCGACGGUCAUCUUUCGAUGUCGACGACAGUCUGACCCUGACAGGCAGCUACAGAAGCAUCGACGAAGCCAGCGGCAGCGACUCGCCGCAGAUUAAAAAACUACAACGAAACAUCUCGUUCAGAAUUUCUUUCGAAGAUUUCAAGUCGGUAGAGGAUUCCAAUGAGAAUUUAAACGCGAGCUAUCGGAGAGUGAGGGUGCCAUUGGACAGAAGCAUAUCUUUAGAGUCGGCAGACACGAAUGAAAAUAAGGAGGGAAAUAGAUGUGUACGUCAAAGGAAAUUUGGUAUUCAAUCGAAUAUAGAAUACCACUUAAACUUGAGGAAAGAGGUCCUGAAACAGAACUGGUAUAAUUUCAAGAGCUGCGAAAACUUAUCUGUUAAGAAAGUAAGCAAACACCGUCGCGGAUCGGCUGAUUACAAAACUGAGAAUUCCUUAGGGUUCACUCUAUUAAAAGAUAGUUAUAAAGCUGAAUUUUCAAGUGGUAAUAUAUCACCAGCUAUAAUCAAACUCAAAAAGAGUUUUUCAUUUGUUAACUCACCUGAAAUCAGCCGAAACGCUCCCGUUAUUACUGUAACGGACUUUGACAGUCCAAAUAGUAGUAUUGCCAAAAAUGCGUCCACUUCCAAUUUAGGAGUGAAUACUUCCAGUUUAGUAACACAGACUUCCUAUUUUGAAGGCAAUCUUUUUACAGAACUAAAGGCUUUCGAAUUGGUAGACGAUACGUUAAAUUUCUCAGUAACCACUUCCGAAUCGGAAGUAGACGCUUCCAAUUUAGGAGUAAAUACUUCCGAUUUAUCAGUGCGAUCUUCCAGUAUAGUAGGAAGUUCUUCCAGUUUAGUAGAUAUAAGUAGUACAUGCAACUGUCGCAUGUGUAGAGAAGGGGAAGAUAGGACUCCGUUUUUGACUAGGAACUUAACAAAGAUAUUCAUGAAGAUAAUUUCUAGGAGGAAGUUGAUAUGUUCGGAUGAGAAUAACAAUCUGAACGAGGGUGAAAUGUAUAGCUGCGUGAUGCAAGUUUUGAAACUGCUGUUCGGCCUUUGGUUACGACAUUUAGAUCACAAUUAAAGUAGUUGUAGUCGUUGUUAGCUUGUGAAUAUUUGUUGCUGUUGUUGAAUCGUUAGACAUUCCAUGCCGCCAUAAUGUAUUGGCUAAUAGAAAAUGUGUCUAGGGUGUGGUUGGGUGAUGGUCUUUCGAAAUUAUAUUUAAUUUAAGCUAUUGAUUCGUUGACGCAUUUUCUAUUGCACUAAUAAGUUAAGGCUACUUUAAGGCUGCGAUUUUGAAAUUACCAAGCGUGCGUAGCGUGUUUUUGAACAUUUAUAUAAAAACUGUAUUUCUUGCUGACCAUGUCUUCUUAUUUUCAUUGUGUACAGUCAUGAGGAAUCAUGUACCUACUUUAGAACCCUGUCGCACUAUCAUAUUUGACAUUUUAUGAGACUUACGGUUUAAUUUGUCAAAAAAGUUAAUGUGACAUGGUUUCAAAGUAUAAUUAGUACUCGUGACCGUACAUCGUUGCCUUGUCUUGAUAACUACGUGAGCGUCUUAUUGAAAAAAUAACAUUCUUAUGUGAAUUUCUUCAACAGAACCUCGAUCUCUUUCAUAUAAUUUCAUUGAUUUGUGGUUUCUUGUGGUUUGGUGGGUGGUGGAAAUUACCCUGUCCAUUGCGAGGUCUUGUUAAAAAAACAUAUUCGAAUGUGAAUUUUCAAAAAAAAGUGCUUUCUACAUUAAGUGACGUGUCUAUGCUCAUUUGCAAGUUUUGUAGUUUGAAAAAACGCAGCCAAGGACUUUCUGUCAUGCUCUUCAAUGAGAAAAUUCCUCUUCAUCUCUUGUACUGGGGGGUUGAAAAGGCCACAUCGAAGCAAUUCAUCUAAAAAGCAAUAUUGCAAUUUGACAUUUGCGCAUAUAAAAGUGAGUGCGCAAUGCAUUGCUUUUUUUGAUGAAUUGCUUCGAUGUGGCCAUUUUAACCCCCCUGGACUGUACAAUUUUAUUCUUAGGCUAUGUACUCGUCAUCUGUGCCACAUGACAAGUGAUUCGAUACUGGUAAUAGCCAUGUCAAUUUCCUACUUGUGAACUAUGUAUGAUUAUGAUGCCAAUGUUAGGAGACAUUUCAUCUAGAUGAUUUGUUAAUGGAGUGAUAGUUUUGUUGAAUGUCGAAUAUAAGUAUUCAUAGAUUCUUACAAUACAAUACAAUAAAAAUACACUUUAUUGCACCAAAAUAAAAAGAAAUAUUUACAAAAAGACUGUUAACUAAGUACAUGGCAAACGGCGGCCUUAUCGCUUAAAGCGAUUUCUUCCAGACAACCAUAAGGAGGAUAGAUGAAGCACCUCAUCAACAGUGAUGUGCCGUUUCGGGAAUGUUCCCAAAACGACAGUAAAAUUGCCCACAAGUUAUGUAAAAAGAGCCUUAAUACUUAGGCUUUAAGAAGAUAGGGUCAGAGAAUAAAAAGGACAAUUUGAAACAAAGCAGCCACUGUACUUAUAUUCUUCUUCUUAUCGGUUGUGAGUUGGAAUACCAGCCUCAUCAACCCUGGCGUCAGGGUUAUUAUUGAGCCGCCAAAGGCCCCUGACAUGGGUCAUGUAACGAUUACUCAGUUACAUCAGUAAGUAGCAACCGGGAUGAACGGCUUAACGUGCCUUCUGAAGCACGGAUCACUUUACUUUCGGACAAUCAGGUGAUCGGCCUGUAAUGUCCUAACCAAACUAGGGAUCUCAAAGUGAUUUUUGUGACAUGUCCCCACAGGGAUUCGAACCCGGGGCCUCCGGAUCCGGAACCACUGGACCACAGAGGCCGUUUACUUACUAUUAAAGAGUUUUAUACAUUGUUUUAAGUUUACGCGGUUAUUAUCAUAAUUAAAACACAAUAACGGGUUCUUACCGCGUUUAAAUGGGGAUAUGAGACUCCCGAUAUUUCGACACUGUUGCAAGUGCCAUGAUCACGGGAUGACUGAUGAGAUUGGAGUGGAGUAGGUAGAUCCAUAAUUUUCUACGGGCAGACAUAUCUGUCUACCCUCUUUCUUUGCCGCUUGUUUAUGUUUUUGAUAUCGGAAUGUUCGGAACCAUCUGAACUCGCACCAAACUCACUACGACAAACCGCACUCACUGUGUCCUCACGUUUUUUCACCACAUUAGGCCGUUUCAAGCUUUUUACAACACCUACUACUGGAUUCCACAUGGUCGAUAAUUUGAACCCAUCUUCCCUGUUGAAAUUUUUAUGUUUUCUGAUUUCAAUAGCCUCUUUUACGAGUCUGGGGAUGUAAUGACGUUCUGUCGAUAAUAUUUGUGGAUUGUUAAACUCGAUCCAGUGGUUAGGGCCCGACUCCAGUACAUGCUCAGCUAUAGCAGAUUUCUGCACGUCGUUUUUCUUCAUGGGACUAAUAUGUUCUUUAAUCCGGCAAGAAAUAGACCGUUUUGUUUGUCCGAUAUACGAACUACCACAACUACAGUCUAUCUUGUAUACGCCGGGGCUCUCAAACGGAAAACAGAGGGUAGACAGAUAUGUCUGCCCGUAGAAAAUUAUGGAUCUACCUACUCCACUCCAAUCUCAUCAGUCAUCCCGUGAUCAUGGCACUUGCAACAGUGUCGAAAUAUCGGGAGUCUCAUAUCCCCAUUUAAACGCGGUAAGAACCCGUUAUUACGUGUUUUAAUUAUUAAAGAGUUUUUACAACAGGAAUAUUCCCACUUUGGAAACAUUCCUGGAGACGUCACAUCGCUGAUCAUGAUGGUAAUUAAAGCGUACUUUGUGUGUCAUUUAAAUGUAUUUUCAAAUUAAACAAAUGUUUUCAAGUAUAAUUCAGUAAAGGAAAUGAUACAUAAGUAAGAUGAGCUAAGUAUAACUAUCAUAAUAUUCAUUCAUUCUAAUAUAUAUUCGAUAUUACAACAGAACAGUCACCCUGAUGUUUAAUGAAAAAAAAAUCAUUUUUUUUAAACUAUUAGUUACAAAUACAAGUUUGAAAUGGCAACACUGGUAGUUUUGGUACGUCGUCAUAGCAGGCGAAAAGUGUUGCCAUUUCAAGACUAAUAAAAGUACUUAAUAGUUUUAAAAAAAUGUUUUUAGUGUGGAGUGACUGACACAUUAUAGGGCUGUGUUUGUGGACGGUAAAUUAUCUUGUAUAAUAAUAAAUAUUAAAGUAUAUUAUAUCACAAUAUUAUAAUCGUGUAGGUCGAGAGAGAGAAACCGUUUUUUACUAAACUUAACAUCUUUUCUUUUAACGCAUGGUGGAAUAAAACUGCCUUUGAUUUAUACAAUGAAGAUAAUUGAAACUAUGCUUCUAAGGAACAGGCAUAAAUGUUAAUGAACGCAAUAUUGAGUGACAAAAAUUGCAUCAAAGUCAAAAAAUCAAAGCGUAGUAUUAUUUCACCAACUGCUGUAAAUCAUACGUUUGAAUUCGAAUUUUGUCAUUAUUAUAAAUGGUAGCGUGAGUGCCAUUUAAAAAUUAAUUUGAAACACGCAGUUUUUUUUGUAAUGGCAAUGUUUGGACCAAAUAACGUAAAGGACAUAUCCCUAUUUAACUCGAAAGUUAAAAAAAUGGUCUCGAAACGUUUAGAAUCACGUGUAACCUAUAAGUUUGUUAAAUGUUGUCAUAAACACCAUGAAUUUUGGACCAAAACUGGAUUAGAGCUGUAAGAAGAAAGAAAAGAAAAUAUAUAAUUUAUCUCACUUGUUUUACAUUUGAACAGUUUAUAUGCGCCCAAACACUUGGCGCAGGCUAUCAACAGGUUAUCAACAUUUUCAUUUUUGAAAAACAUUAAUAUACUUUUAGCUAUUUUCCAGAUUUUUUUAUUGUCCAAAAAAUAUGGUAUUCAUGGCUAACUUAAGUAUUCAUGUACAGACUAUGUAACAAUACUCAAAGCGAAUACACAACAGGACAAACGAAAGUAUACACAUUUAAAUUAUUUGGUCUUGCAAUAUGGCCUAAAUGUUUUAUGAAUAUAUCGACUGGAUACUUUCAUCGUUGAUUUGUAUAAAGCUUUAUUCAUUUUAAAAGUAUUCUAGUUACCAAAUAUGUCAGCCUAACGGUGAAAUACAUUUAUUUAAUUGAAGGAUUUUUAGCACUUGACAAUAAAUAUUUAACACUCUACUUUUGACAUACUUUUGAUGUGGUUACUUCCAAUGCGGAUAGAUCAAUAUCGUCACUGGAUAGGCAAAAUUACAUAAACGCCAAAAUAUCCUAAAAUAGCAGUCCAUGUUAUAAUAUGUAUUGCUAGAUAUAGAGAAUGAAAAACAAUGUAAACUUACGUUCACGUCAUCUAAGUUGGAUAAACAGGUAAAAAGUUAUGAUAAAAAACGCAAAAAUACUUUAAACUGCUUUUUCUUGAUAUUGCAUUUUGUCGCUUACGUAAUUUUGCCUUUUCAGUGACGAUAUAAUAUGUAUGUAGUUUUUAGAAUACCGGUUUUUCAAAGAUUAUAGGAUUCAUUAAUACAUUACGCAAAGACUAAAUAAGUAAAUAGUUCAGAAAAGUAUGUUUAGUCAGCGAUUUUAGAGGAAACGAAGCAUAGAAUAAGGAUAAUAAUUUAUACACAAUGGUGUUCUGUCUAGUACACACAAUCUAAUUUUAUUUUAAGUUAUUUCUGUCAUUUUCUUAUCCACAGAAAAAGAAAGGGACGGGUUAUCGACUGGCAUAAAAUUUGUGGAACACACGUGUCAAUUAUAGGCAGAUGCUUAAAAAUUUUAUAAUCGCCAAUAACCCGACAGAAUUAAGUUUACACCACACGUGGAACGGUUUGCAUAUCAGCGAGAUGCUUAUUUAAUUCGACCGGUUAUUCAAUCUUACUCUCAUUCAUUUAAGAAAAAAAAAAGUUGUCAAUCAUCCGUCCCUUUCCUUUUCGGCGGAUAAGAAAAUGACGGGUAUAACUUAAAAUAAAAUUAGGAGAUGUCUGCAGGAAUCGGAGCCAUCAUUCAAGUAAAUUAUGCGCCAAAUUGUAUUAUUAUUAUAUGUCACGAUGUUUAUUUUAUCAUUGUAAAUUGCACAACUCCAUGUAAUUUAUUAAUAUAUACCUACAUAAUUAAAAUUUCAAUCUUUUUACCUUACAUAUAUGUAUUUACCUCUAUUAAAUACAAAAUCCUUAAAAGUAUAUGUCACCGUAAAAUAGAUUAUAAUCUAUCUCGCGAGAUUGUGAACUGUCGAAAAAUUGUGAAACGUAAUAUACUGCUUACAAUUUAACGUAUUAUUAUUCGUCAGAUUAUAAUCAGAGAUUCAAAUCGAUAGAUUAUAAUCUAACGUUAUUCACAAUUUUACGGUGACAUAUAUAAGUUAACCUUUUAUUGCUAAUUGGACGGAGUUUCAUGUAUUAAAGGAAGAUGAAUUUUCCAAUGUCAUUUUUAUUUUUUUACUAGUCACAGUAUUACUGGGUACUAGAAGUAGGACUAACAAUUGAUUAAAAAUAAAAAUGUAAACGUCAGACCCGAAAUUGUAAAACAAUCCUACUUUUAAGAAAUAUAAUGCAAGUUAUUUUAAUUAUUUUUAGGCAUUCUGGACACGAUCAUUGUAUUAUAUAUUUUUCUAAAAAUAACAAGCAGUAAAUUCUUGGCCAGGUUUAAUACCUAUUUGUAAAAAUACUUUAUUUCUUUAUGGGUAUUUGGGAACACAUUCUACGUAGAUAUAAUUUUAACGACGAAACCAAUUAAUUAUCGGAUUAUGUAACUCAAUUUGUUUUCACUUAGUGAUGAAAGUCGUAAAACAAUUGGUACCUAAUAUAUUGUGUAGUAUUUAUAAGUUCAAAAUAAUUAUAUAUCUGUUUGUAUUAAGUU
This is a messenger RNA of Pectinophora gossypiella (pink bollworm), 7607 nucleotides long. It is a transcript of the gene Rilpl, whose product is annotated as RILP-like protein homolog. Gene Ontology annotation, molecular function: protein dimerization activity. NCBI's taxonomy places the organism in Eukaryota, Metazoa, Arthropoda, Insecta, Lepidoptera, Gelechiidae. Gene Ontology annotation, cellular component: ciliary basal body; cytoplasm. The transcript is spliced from 4 exons. The record is from RefSeq and is a predicted model, not a curated record. Gene Ontology annotation, biological process: cilium assembly. The coding region runs from base 193 to 1926 and encodes 577 amino acids.